AUGAGCCGACGUAGUAACGGCCGCACCAUCUACGUGGGCAACCUCCCCGAGGACAUCCGCGAGAGAGAGAUUGAGGAUCUCUUCUACAAGUAUGGUCCUAUUGUCGAUAUCGAUCUGAAAAUUCCUCCAAGGCCUCCUGUUUAUGCUUUUGUCGAGUUCGAAGACCCACGUGAUGCUGAUGAUGCAAUUUAUGGCCGUGAUGGAUAUGACUUUGAUGGCCACGAAUUGCGGGUGGAGUUAGCUCAUGGGGGGAAAGGCCCUUAUUUUAUUCGACCAAGCAGCUAUAGUAGUUCUGGACGUCAUGGUGCAGUUAGGCGUUCUGAUUACCGCGUUAUUGUUACCGGAUUACCUUCUUCAGCAUCAUGGCAAGAUCUCAAGGAUCAUAUGCGGCGAGCUGGUGAUGUCUGUUUCUCUGAUGUUUAUCCUGAGGCUGGAGCAAUUACUGGAAUAGUUGAGUAUACCAACUACGAAGACAUGAAACAUGCGAUAAGAAAGCUUGAUGAUUCAGAGUUCCGUAAUGCAUUUUCACGAGCAUAUAUCAGGGUGAGGGAGUACAAUGCUAGGCGUAGCCGCUCUUACUCGAGAGGUAGAAGCCGAAGCUGCUCUUACUCAAGAAGCAGAAGUCACAGUUAUAGCAGGAGCAAGAGUCCAAGGUCUAGAUCUGCUUCUCGGUCUCCUUCACCUGUUAAAGCAAGAUCUGGACCAUGCGACUGUCUGGGGAUUGCAUUGGUAGGAUAUUGGCACGUUCAGAAUCAAAGGAUGGUUUUGGGCGUUGGAUAG
Triticum turgidum subsp. durum (durum wheat) is the source of this 780-nucleotide messenger RNA. The record is from the annotation of a GenBank genome assembly. Lineage: Eukaryota; Viridiplantae; Streptophyta; Magnoliopsida; Poales; Poaceae.